AUGGUAGCGACGCCCAAGUUCCACGUGACUCAAGACACUACGUGGGUGUUUGUUCACGUUCACGUACCAUACGUUCGUGUGUCAGACAUGGAGUUUUACGUUGAUGGAGUUGAUUUUACAUUUUACUGCAAACCAUACUUGCUCAAGUUGCACUUUCCGUACGAGGUUAUGGACGACGAGCUUGCCAAGGCUGUAUACGACCCCAAUAAGGACAACGGUACGAUUGUGAUACAUUUGCCUAAGAAGGAACCUGGGCAGUACUUUACAGACCUUGACAUGCUCACGAAACUACUACUGCCGCAAAGCAUACCCACAAAAAGUAUAGCAAAUUGUCACGGCAAAGCACCACUUAUUGAAGUCUUGGAAUCGACGAGUCCAACGUCCAUCGGGACUUUUCAAGAAGAGAACGAUCGAUUGAAUGCAUUGAUUGAUGGCAAAUCAUUUGACUCUAAAACAACAACGACAAAUACUUCAAUUUCAAGCAUGGAAUCCAAUUCCUCGCUUUUAAAACUUGAAACUUCAGCACCGCAAAAAGUCAUAAAUUCCAUCACGCUCAAUUCAAUAAAAACUCCUGUUAAGUCAACAAACAUUCGCGUUACUGAAGUUACACCUACGUAUGGAUUCAAUCGUGCGUACAGUAACUUUUUUCGCGUCUGGCAUGGUGAAGUGAGUGAGAUAAUAUCUCUACCUGAUCCAGAACAUGUUCAAACUGAAGAACGACGGAAUUUACGGGAAGAUGCAGAGGAAAAGAUGUUUGAUAUAGAACGCUACCUGAUGGACGUUGGAAAUCAGAAAGAUGACAUGUACUUUAAACUUGCUAUGACCUACGAGCCUUUUUGGAGAAAAUAUCCCGUCUUGACAUCCAAUAAUAUUACACGAGAAGAGAGCACAAAUCUCGACAUCAAUCGUAUGAAUGAUAGCCUCAACAUCUUGUCUUUAAAUGCUACUUUAUCUCCCUCGUCAACUGUACCUUUUGCUUCGGAAACAAGUGUCACAUUUACUGAUAUUGAGCAAGAAAUCCUACUUCGACUUCCACGAAAAGAGUAUUUGUUGCCAGAAGGAAGUGAUGAUGAGAUUUUGGUCAUUGGUGGUCUCGUGGAUAUUCUCAUCGGCUUUGUAUACGACCAAUUGACUACACAAGGCGAUAGUGGAGUAGAAUCUACGUGGACGGUGAGCAUUUUAAGCCCCACGUUAUCAUGGCUAGAUUCGAAUUCCGACUUGCAUGAUGUGAUACGCUCAGCCAUACGUCGCAUGAUAACCUUUCCAUUCCUAAGACAAUAUGACCUCGCGAUGCGCUGUGUGGAGGAGGCGAAUGAGGUUUUAAAACGAGGAAAACGCGUCGUCUUACGAGCUCUGCUCACCCUCUACCGAAUCAUUGAAAAGUCAGAAACACAAUAUCUACUCAACUCACUUUAUAUUCAGGAUUACUGUGUAUGGAUUCAAUCUGUUUCAAAUGAGCGGCUUCAACAGGUAAGCGUAGAGCUCGAUAAACAAAUCGCGGCGUUCACAAAGAGUAAGACAGGAUGGGCAUUGGAAGAGCUCGAACGUAGGCUCUUUGAGACUGACUGUGAACACGAAACAAUAGCUUUGUCUUCCAGCUCAGACUCAGAUUAUGAUAACGUAACUUCUAGCGAAGAAGACACAAGCGAUGAUAGUAGCAGUUAA
Messenger RNA from Plasmopara halstedii, 1665 nucleotides. RefSeq lists its product as uncharacterized. Bases 1 to 1665 code for a protein of 554 amino acids. Gene Ontology annotation, biological process: box H/ACA snoRNP assembly. The record is from RefSeq and is a predicted model, not a curated record. NCBI's taxonomy places the organism in Eukaryota, Oomycota, Peronosporomycetes, Peronosporales, Peronosporaceae. Gene Ontology annotation, cellular component: cytoplasm; nucleoplasm. The transcript is spliced from 3 exons.